AUGAUUUCAAUACUAAUUCUAAUGCUUAAUACAAAUAUAGAGAUUUCAAGAUCACUUGGACCCAGUUGUGAUAUUGGAUGGACCCAAUAUAAUGACGUUUGCCUAAAAUAUGUAGCCAUUUCUGCCAGUUUCGCAGUAGCUACCAGUUAUUGUAAAAAUGACGAUAGCUAUUUAGUUGAGAUAAAAAAUGAGAGUAAACAAUGCUUUCUUAAGAAAUAUAUUCUACAAAGCGAUACCACUUGGUGUGGCUUAAGGGAUGUUGUAGGCGAUGACAAGAUGUCUAGUCAUCGUUGGACUAAGAGCAAUCUUUCGCUAGUUGAUACUGGAUAUACAAAAUGGAGUACUUUCAGUCCUGAUUUACUAUAUCAGGAAUGCGUCGCACUUGUGCCUGUAUCACAAGAGUGGUUAUGGUUCGAUCGCACAUGCUAUCAGAAUUAUCAUUUUAUUUGCGAAAAAAAGGCAUACACGCUGGGAUCUUCCUCAUACACUUGUGAAAUAACAUCAAGCAUAAAGAAUGAAGUAUCAAUCUCAUCAACAUCUGAAGAUAUUCGCAUUAGCAGCAGCAACAUAGCUGUGUCGGAACCCUCGUCUGAUAUUGGAAAUACUUCAAGCAUCGAAAGUGCUAACUUAUUAACAUCAAGUAUUGUAUUACCUUCCAUUCAUCCUAUUUCUGCUACAACUGCAUCGCAAGGGAUUCAGAUUGAUAAUAUUUUGGAUUAUAUUUAUAAUGCAGAGAAGAUCGAUAGCGCUCACUGUAAUUACAUUGUUAAUGCUGUUCGCCAUCUAAGCACUGAACUUAGUGGAAAUAAAGCUGAAUCGUACAUAGACGGAUUGUCCAUAAUGAGCAACAAAUUGAUCUUAAAUGAUACCACUAUAGAUAUAAAACGAAAUAUUUUGGAGAAUGCUUUGAAGGCUACAACUCAGAUGAAUAUUAUAAAUGAAAUCGGGAAUAGAAUUGCACUUACAUUACCAGUAGGUGCUUCUUUUAGUGUAUCUUACUGCAAGGAGGCUUGUUCUAAUCUUACUAUUCAAGUUCAGAAUGGAACAGAAUUUCGAAUGACAGGAUACCGAGUAGUUUACAAUUCAUCUAGAACAGAAAAAGUUGCAAUUCAGCUUUCUAAUGGUGCUUUUAAUUCAGGCGGCCGAGUUGAAAUAGUAUCUGGAAAGUACGCCUUUCUAAAUAAACUACUUAAUGAUAACUCCAAUCUACAAAAAUCCCUUAUGUCAGAUAUUGUCAUUUGCAAAGUUAAUCCUUUACCACCCAUUGGCAUCAGCGAAUUUUUUACUUUUUCAACAUCCAAUCUUACUACUAAGGAUAAAACUAACUCGAUGGAUUACAGUUAUACUAUUAAAUGUGUCUACUGGAAUAUUGAGUCUAGUUCUUGGUUGAGCGAUGGCUGCAGGCUAGCAUUGGCAAAGAAAGGGAACUACACUUGUGCAUGCAAUCAUUUAACCCACUUUGCAAUUUUAUUACAAGUUACGGAGAUCGAUAUUCAUAACGCAAGCUCGCUUUUACAAGAAAUCAAUUUGGUUGCGUAUAUAGGAUUAGGGAUAUCAAUUGCUUCUAUCGUCUUAACUUUGCUGAUUUUUACAUUAUUAAGGCUAAAUAGCGGAAGAUUUACUAUUCAUAAAAACCUUUUACUAGCUAUUUUGCUAAGUCAAAUAUGCUUAGUUGCUAGUCCCAACGCCAAUAUAAAUCCAAUAUUUUGUAAGAUUGCUGCGAUUUGCCUGCAUUUCUUUUGUUUCGCUUCGUUUUCAUGGAUGCUGGUAGAAGGCGUACAUUUAUAUUUCAUGAUAAUUGCGGUAUUUAAUCAGAAAACUAGAAGCCAUUACUACUAUAUUGUUGGUUGGGGAAUGCCAUUAGUUGUUGUAGGUUUCUCUGUAUUAAUAAGAUUUGAUGGCUAUGGAGGUGAUGAAAGAUGUUGGCUGUCUACCAAAGAUGGGCUAAUUUGGGCCUUCGUGGGUCCUGUUAUUGCUAUAAUCUCAAUUAACACCAUUAUCAUGGUUGCAGUUAUCAAGAUUACAGUUACUUCUACUACUGUGCUUGUCUAUCAAAAAAAUAUAGAAAAUUUUGCUGGAAUUAAAUCUAUGGUUAAAGCGACAGCAAUUCUUUGUCCACUGCUAGGAUUGACAUGGAUAUUAGGAAUGAUUCCUAUCUCAGGAGCUACUAUUGUUAUGUCUUAUGUUUAUGUCAUACUAAAUUCAACUCAGGGUUUAUCCAUUUUCGUUUUCCAUUGCCUUUUUAAUUCUGAGGUCCGCCAAGCAUAUCAUCGCAUGGUUAGCAAGAGACAAGCUACAUCGAUGACUGGAAAGUCGCAAGCCGUAGGAACUACACGAGGUCCAGGUUUCCGCAGAAACUCAAAAUAUUAUACUUUAGCUCGACUUCUACAGCAUGCAGUUAUUGUAAAUAUUCAGAUGCUGACGAAUCCAGUGUUGAGGGACGAUUUUCAUCCGGACGUCAAUCGUUGUCAAAAAAACAGAAAUAACAAGAAAGCAAAACUGUGUGUAUGCUGCUUAAAUAAUUUCGAGGAAGGAGGAAAAGGCAGAGUAGAACAAAGUAUAAUCAGCAUGUAUUAG
This is a messenger RNA of Trichoplax adhaerens, 2577 nucleotides long. RefSeq lists its product as uncharacterized. The transcript has 24 exons. Gene Ontology annotation, cellular component: membrane. Lineage: Eukaryota; Metazoa; Placozoa; Uniplacotomia; Trichoplacea; Trichoplacidae. The coding region runs from base 1 to 2577 and encodes 858 amino acids. The record is from RefSeq and is a predicted model, not a curated record. Gene Ontology annotation, molecular function: G protein-coupled receptor activity. Gene Ontology annotation, biological process: adenylate cyclase-activating G protein-coupled receptor signaling pathway; cell surface receptor signaling pathway.